AUGAAAACAGAUUAUGCGAUGGAUGAAAUGCAGAAACGGACGAGUUCCAUCAUUGGUCUCUCAGACGUGACUGACAACAAACUGAUAUGGAGGCAGCUGAUAGCCGAGCUCUUGGGAACAUUCCUUCUCACCUCCAUCGGCGUGGCAGCUUGCAUCGCCAUCACAGAGAGCAAUGCUCCAAAAGUCACCAGCAUCGCUUUGGCUUUUGGUCUUCUCGUUGGAUCGAUUGUGCAGGCAAUUGCUCAUGUAUCCGGUGGACACAUAAACCCUGCAGUGACUGCGGGUCUCUUCAUUUCAGGCGAAAUUAAGCUCAUCAAAGCUCUCUUCUAUGUGAUAGUUCAGGCCCUGGGUGCGGUCGCCGGUGCCGCUUUUAUUAGGUUGGCUGUUCCUGAAGAAAGAGUUCUCGCCUUUGGGAUGACGUUGCCGGGGCCUGGGGUCAGCGAUGCACAGGCUGUCCUCGUAGAGGCUCUCAUCACAUUCGUCUUAGUACUGGUGGUUCAGGGCGUAUGCGACGCUGGAAGGUCGGACCUCAAGGGCUCCGGACCUCUCGCCAUCGGUCUCAGCAUCACGGCUUGUCACGCCGCCUGUAUUCCGUUCACCGGCUCUAGCAUGAACCCGGCUCGAUCCUUCGGCCCGGCCGUCGUAAUGGGCAACUGGACUUCUCAUUGGGUAUACUGGGUGGGUCCCCUCGCCGGUGGAGCGAUCUCGGGUCUGCUCUACAAGUACGUGUUACGCAUCGGCAAAGACGAGGCGGGCUCUUACGACCUCUAA
Pieris macdunnoughi is the source of this 771-nucleotide messenger RNA. NCBI's taxonomy places the organism in Eukaryota, Metazoa, Arthropoda, Insecta, Lepidoptera, Pieridae. The record is from the annotation of a GenBank genome assembly.